Alternaria conjuncta is the source of this 402-nucleotide messenger RNA. RefSeq lists its product as uncharacterized. The record is from RefSeq and is a predicted model, not a curated record. The transcript is spliced from 4 exons. Gene Ontology annotation, biological process: mitochondrial electron transport, ubiquinol to cytochrome c. The coding region runs from base 1 to 402 and encodes 133 amino acids. Lineage: Eukaryota; Fungi; Ascomycota; Dothideomycetes; Pleosporales; Pleosporaceae.
AUGUCUGCCCCGUCUCUCGCCCCCUAUAUCAUGAAGCGCCCGUGGCUGCAGCGCUGGAUGAAGCCGCUCGCCAACUGGUACUGCAACGCCGCCGGCUACAGGCAGCUCGGCCUGAGGGCCGAUGACUUGCUCCCCGAGGAGAACGACGUAGUUCAGACCGCCCUGAAGCGUCUCCGACCGCAGGAGGCCUACGACCGUGUCUUCCGUCUGCGCCGAGCUUUCCAGCUCUCCAUGUCCCACCAGCUUCUGCCCAAGGAGGAGUGGACUAAGCCCGAGGAUGACACACCAUACCUCGCCGAGCUCAUCACAGAGAUCGAGUCCGAGAUGGCCGAGCGCGAGGACCUCGAGGCCAUGGUCAUCCAGAAGAGGCAGAAGAACGCCGCCCAGGCCACCGGACACUAG